AUGCGUAUGCAGUCUCUUCAAUAUCGGAACACUGGUUGCGGCGAACUUCACUCGCUAUGGCGGAUUGUUUAUCAUAAAUUGAUGCUAACCAGUAAAGUUGAUUUUUUGCACGGCUAAUUGGCAAGGAAAUACGUGUCAAUUAAUUGAUCAAUUAACAACCGAGGGUCAGUUUUACUGACAAUGGUUCUCACAAAGGAAUAUCGCAUUUGCAUGCCGCUUAGUACGGAAGAGUAUCGCAUUGGCCAGUUAUAUAUGAUUGCCAGACAUAGUCAUGAGCAAUCUGAUUCUGAUGAGGGAGUAGAAGUUAUAGAAAAUACCGUUUGUGAAGAUCCUGUUCAUGGAAAAGGCCAGUAUACUGAGAAAAGAAUUCAUCUUUCCAGUAAACUUCCUUACUGGAUACAAUCUAUCCUACCACGAAUAUUUUAUGUGACAGAAAAAGCAUGGAACUAUUAUCCUUUUACUAUCACAGAAUAUACUUGUUCUUUUAUCCCAAAGUUCCAUGUAGCAAUUAAUACACGGUAUGAAGAUAACAAUGGCUCAACAGAAAAUUGCUUAGGAUUGUCUCCAAUUGAAUUGAUUCAUAGAGAAGUCGAUUUUGUGGAUAUUGCAUAUGAUGAAAUCUCUGCAAAGCAUUACAAAGAAGAGGAAGAUCCAAAAUUUUUCCAAUCAAAACGAACGGGCCGUGGUCCUUUGGUCGAAGGCUGGAGAGACAUGACACAACCAAUAAUGUGUUCCUAUAAAUUGGUUCAUGCUUCGUUUGAAGUAUGGGGCAUGCAGACGCGAGUAGAGGAUUUCAUACACAAAUGUAUCAGAGAUAUCCUACUGCUUGGCCAUAGACAGGCCUUUGCCUGGAUUGAUGAGUGGUACGAUAUGACUCUGGAAAGUGUUCGACAGUACGAACAAAAAAUGCAAGACGAAACGAACGAAAAGGUUAGACUGAGAAAUCAACUUGCUGAGAAACAGCUUUCUGCGGCGGGUACACCAUCCUCGUCUAUACCAACCACACCGACGGCGAAGUCGCCUACGCAAUCCUCAAAUCGAUCAUGGCUUUAUUGGUCAUAGCCAUUAUUAGCCUAAUAAUUGAUCUCAGGCUCUAUGACAGCUCUUCGUCGUGGCUAAAAUUGCGAAUAAAAGGAACGAGUGGCAUUCUUUAUUUCCCACGCGCGUACAUGCACAUAUUAGAUGUCCUAGAGGAUGUGCGAAUCGAUAACGAAUAUAUUUUUUAAGUAGAUUUGGAAUCAAUUAAUUCUCACUUGUUAGUUAAUUAAUAUAAUUACAUUAACCAACAUGUUAGUUUAAUCACAUUAGACCAACUUGUUAAUCAGUUUAAUCAGUGAUUUUAUUACAAAGUUACUUAAGACGUAAAACUUCGUAAACAGAAUAUAAAUUGCUAAUAAAUUUUUUUCUUUUCAUUACUAAUUUAUAAAAAAUAAGAAAAAAGAUAAAAAGAACGGGUCCAACAUUAAAAAAAGUUAGGAUUCAUGGAAAAUUUGAAAAGAUCAUUAAUAAUUUUAAUUUCUAAUGAAACUCAUGAAACUUAGCAUCAAGUUUAAUGAACAAUAUUUUGUGUAUUAAUCAUCUAUUUAUUUUGGAGCAUCCCAUAUACAUAUGUGUAGUACUCUAAACUUAGACUUAUCGUGAAAGAAUUUUACUUCUUGUCUCGAUGUAUCAUAGAAGAGUGCACUCGAAAAUGUGCGAUAUGCGACUAAGUAAUACAGUUAAAUUUCAAGAGCGCGUGCAAUAAAUAAGAAAAACUAGUCUAAACCGUUAUGAUAACAAUACAAAUACAAAUAAAAAAUAAGUUUUAAAAUACAUAUGCGUUUUAUGAGAAUGAUUUAAUUAAAUCUUGAAAUUUAACCAUACAUUUGUCACAUCUUGUACAUGUAAAUAAAUUUCACUUACAAAUAAAUUCACUUUUUGAUAGUGAAUUAGCAUUAAAUGUCUAUUUUUAUUAUUCAACGUUAUAUUCUAUAGUAUAAUUAAUGCGUAUUAAAUUUUUAUUUUCGUUUCAAUGUAUAAAAGCACUUGAAAAUAUAUGUAUUUGCAAAUAACUCCUAUUUAUGCAAAGGGAUAUCUCUAUUGUAAUUCUGACAUGACCAUUAAUAUUAAAUUAAUUAUCAUUAGUUUUCACUGACAUUUUGCAUGCAGAUACAUCUCAAUUAAAACAUAAAUCAAUCAGUCAAUCUACAUGAACGUUAUUGCAAUAUAUAAAUACAAUGAUUUACACCAAAAAUUUAUACAUUUGCUCAAUAAUUGAUAUCUAAUUAGAAUUAAUAAGUGCCGGAUGUAAUCUGCUAACCGAUGUUGGAUGUUGCAACGGUGUAAUAAGAAUACGUGCCAUUUCGCCAACGUGGCCUGUCAACGGAAUUGACGUCAUUGAAUUAUUAAUUUGCCGCAAAGUUUAGUAACAAUAAUUAGGUUGAAGUAAUAUAAUCGGUUAUAUUUAGUUAAUUUAUAUUAAUCAUAUUAAUAAAAUUAUACCUAAAUUA
Molecule: messenger RNA, 2489 nt
Organism: Odontomachus brunneus
Lineage: Eukaryota; Metazoa; Arthropoda; Insecta; Hymenoptera; Formicidae
Gene: rdgBbeta
Product: cytoplasmic phosphatidylinositol transfer protein 1
Exons: 8
Coding region: 181-1062 (293 amino acids)
Biological process (GO): phospholipid transport
Cellular component (GO): cytoplasm
Molecular function (GO): phosphatidylinositol transfer activity; phosphatidylinositol binding
Source: RefSeq, a predicted model, not a curated record